Molecule: messenger RNA, 1516 nt
Organism: Trematomus bernacchii (emerald rockcod)
Lineage: Eukaryota; Metazoa; Chordata; Actinopteri; Perciformes; Nototheniidae
Product: myelin transcription factor 1
Exons: 2
Coding region: 6-1337 (443 amino acids)
Molecular function (GO): nucleic acid binding; zinc ion binding
Source: RefSeq, a predicted model, not a curated record
CGAACAUGGAAGGCGGAAGAGCUGGUGAAAAGACGGACGAAAGGAAGGACAACGAAGAGCAAGAACAAGGCAAGAAAACGGGAGAGGAAGGAAAAGAGGGGCAGAAGGAGAGAGUGAGGUACAGUGUGGAUUUAACUGUGGAGGUAGUUGUGGAAGGUGUAUUGACUAUGAUGGACCUGCUGAAAGGAAUUCAGAAACAGUGUGGGACAGUGGAUGGGUGCAGGGUGACAGGAGAACAAUACGAAGUAACUAUGAGGACCAUCCUGGGGAAAACGAAACUAAUGGAGGGGCUGAGAGUGAAUGGGGCUGCGGUACACGCUAAAAACAUUAUGAGCACUGAUGCGACCGUCUCUUUCCUGCAUCUGCCUGUUUAUCUGCCUGAUAGAAUAAUAUUAAAUAGGCUUGAGGAGUGGGGAGUUAAGCCCAUCUCGGUCAUUAAAAAAAGAGUGUGGCCAGACUCGGACAUUGCAGACGGCACCCGGUUCCUCAGAGUAAGGUUCAAUAAUAAGGUCCGCUCCCUACCGUACUCCACAAAGUUUGACACGGUGAAAGGGGCGGAGUACUUCCGGGUCCUGCACAAUGGCCAGGUUCCAGUGUGCAGGUUAUGCAUAAAGCCGGGUCAUAUCUACAGGGAAUGCCCAGACUUCAAGUGCUUCAGGUGCAAUGAGCAAGGACAUUAUGCCAAGGAGUGCAGGUAUGGAGCUGAGCGUGCGGAGAGAGAGAGGAGAGAGAGAGAGAAAGAAGACGGGGAAGGCGAGGAGGAAAACGAGGAGGAAGAUGAGGAGGAGGAGGAAGACGACAAGGAGGAGGAGGAAGAGGAGGAGGAGGAGGAGGAGGAGGUAGACGUGGGGGAAGGCGACGAAGCGGAGGGAGCAAAGAAAAGACCCCAUGAGGAGAUCAGCAGUGAGGAUGAAGGUCCAGUGGUGGAGGACAUCUCGGGGGCUUCGGGGAUUGAAGAGGAAGCACCUGACGUUGGAAAGAACAAGAAAAGUGCCAGGCGCGGCGGAGGCGCCGAGGGAAGCAGCAGAAGCGCAGAGGUGAGCAGCAACGAGGGAAAGGAGCAACAGGGUCCGGUGGUGGAGGACAUCUCGGAGGCUUCAGGGAUGGAAGAGGAAGUGCCUGAUGGAGAGGAGGGUACAAUGGGCGCAAUGGUCUUCGGGGGCUCCAAUGGUGGGAGGUCGAGAGGUCGCAGCCAGAGGAGAGGCAGGAAUGAGGAAAGGAGGGCCACAUCGGAGAGUGCCAGGCUGAUGGCUAAGCGAAAAGAGGACAAAGAGAGAGAGUCAGAGAGAAGGAGGGUGAACUUGAAGGGAGGGGGGGCCGGGAAAGGCAUAAGCUGAAGAUGACACUAAUAGCUGGCAUAUUAAUAGCAUCCCUUCUCAUGGCUACUAUAUCAUCAUUUAAUGGCAAUGGUCUAAAAAAUAAGUGCAGAAGACGCCGGGCGCUAAGUCUGUGUGAGGCCAGCAUCAUAUGUCUGCAGGAAACACAUUGGGAUGGGGAGAGUGUGGAUGAGGUUAAA